AUGCCUCCCUCGAUGACGGUCAAACAUGGCCACGACUGCCUCGGUUACGCUUUAGAUGCCGUUCCAGACGCCCUUCUCUCUCGGAAGACGAACCUGAGCAGCGCGCUGGUUUCCCUCGUCGGCAGAUCGAGUUCCUCAGAGCCCCAGCCCAUAGCUACUCCGGGACGAUUUGUCGAGCAAACCCUAGUUGACCCUCUACGCCGUCGAUCACUGAGCUCCACUCAGUCGCCAUCAUCGACGGCUCUACCGCGUUCAAACAUCAAUGCAAAGCCGCGACGGACCGCGAAAAACAACGAGCCAAAGCGAGGCCAACUGUUCCUCAAUGCGAUCAUUCGACACCUCGAGGAGAUCAUUGCAGUGACGGCAAGGCGGAUCCAAGUGGCCUCGAGGAACAGUUGGCCUCGCUUUGGCUCGUUGUUUUUCGCGCAGUCCGUCGCGGCUUUGCAUUGA
Microbotryum saponariae is the source of this 450-nucleotide messenger RNA. Lineage: Eukaryota; Fungi; Basidiomycota; Microbotryomycetes; Microbotryales; Microbotryaceae. The record is from the annotation of a GenBank genome assembly.